Messenger RNA from Somion occarium, 276 nucleotides. NCBI's taxonomy places the organism in Eukaryota, Fungi, Basidiomycota, Agaricomycetes, Polyporales, Cerrenaceae. The record is from the annotation of a GenBank genome assembly.
AUGAUAACAUACUUCAAGGGUUGUGAACAUCACGAGCCUCGCAGGAAGACUGAGGUAUUAUCGGAGCUGCCGUUGCGGAUAGCUCAGGAGUCGGUGCUUGCGACCAUCUCUCCUAUCCGUUGGGAUGCCAGCAGUGAUCAUGCUCCGAUGCUCAGCCGAGGAAGAUCGAUCCUGGUUGCAAACUUUCAAUUAGAGCAACUAGUAGGAGAUUUCGCAUUUGGCCAUUCACUAGUCUCGAUUGCUGAUCCUGGCAGUGCCAAGGGUCUGCUAGGAUAG